AUGAGUUCGGUCGUUCUUUCCUGGAGCAUUUUUCUGGCCCUAGUGGGCGGCAUCUAUUGGGUUUACUUUUCGCCUAAAUCUGCCGUCGUCAGAUCUAGCUCCAAGGCAGUCACGGAAGAUAAGGGGGCAGGCAGCAUAUUUCUCGGCGCUAGCGGCACAGAGAGUGCUGUAGCGGGCGAGAAAAAGAAGAAGAAGAAGAAGGCCGCUCUCAGUAACACAGCUGCCAAGGAGCCUGUGUCGACUGGCAACAUUGCCAAGGCCGCAGAGUCUACGGAUGAUGAUGAUGUUGCCCAAGAGGUAGACCAGGCCGAGCUUCUUCGCAGACUCCAGUCUUUGAAGGAGGGUGGCAAUGUUGGGGGCAAGAAAUCCUCCUCCACUAGCUCCUCUACUCGUCUUGCUCCCAAGAAGGCUUUAGCAGCUCCGGCUUCGCCCUUCGCCACGGCUUCGCAGACGUCCUCAGCAGGAGCAGACGCUGAUAUUGACGAAGAGGAAGCCACUCGUCUUCCGGAAUCCGAAUAUUCCUCCGUCUCCAAGCAGUCACAUUCUUCCGAUCCUAGUGACAUGCUUGAGCCUUCUACCGGCGGACCGGGUGUGUUGAAAAUCACUUCAUCCACCCAACUUCCGAGGUCGCAGAAACAAAAGACGACAAGCGCAGCCGACCAGGCUGGUGUACAUGCGAGCAAAAAUGCCAAAAAGAAGGAGAAACAAAAGGCCGCGAAGGAGGCAGAGAAGGCAGAACAAAAAGCCAGAUUUGAAUUGCACCGUGCGACUAUGAGGGCCGCAGAAUCUGCCAAGCAGAAGAACAAGCCUCAAGCUGCUACCCCACCUCCACCUUCCGCAUGGACGAGCGUAAAUAGCCACACCGCACCUGUUGCCCCUGCAGCUCCAAAAGCAGAUGGCCUUCUCGAUACAUUUUCUACGCCGUCAACUCUAAACAAGCCUAGUGCGACAGACGAUUCACCUAUCGACAGCGAGGAUGAGAAGAAACAGAUGAGGAGUACCCACCUUGACAAUUCUUACUGGGAGGAAAUCCCAGAGCAUCUCAUUGGGGGUUGGAACGAAGUUCAAAAGAAGAGUCGCAAGCAGAAGAAGGCCGCAACUGAUGCGCAAACUGGGGAUGAGUCUACGGAUGCUAAGAGCGGGAGAGAGAACUUCCAAAGCAAGUCCUCCGUCAAGGCCCCAGUUAAGGCGCCUGCCAAGAUCGUGAGGCAAACUGUCCAGAAGAAGGACACUUCAACAAGUGGGAAUGGAUUUCAACUCUUGGACAGCGGGAGUACAACAAGUGACACCAAGAAUUCAAGUUCCGAUUGGGCAGAAAUUGACGACUCCGACAACUGGGCAGUCCAUCCCGAAGAAUAG
Messenger RNA from Morchella sextelata, 1359 nucleotides. RefSeq lists its product as uncharacterized. Lineage: Eukaryota; Fungi; Ascomycota; Pezizomycetes; Pezizales; Morchellaceae. The transcript has a single exon. The record is from RefSeq and is a predicted model, not a curated record. The coding region runs from base 1 to 1359 and encodes 452 amino acids.